AUGGGGCAAGGGGUUGACAAAUGGUUGUGGCAAUCGGGUACAGUUACAGAGUCAUUUCGGGUCUGUGAUCUACGGAGGGAACUUGACUGCAUGCCUACCAUUCCUGAAACAAGAGUACUAAAGUGGAUAAGUUGGUUACCGAAAAAAAUAAAUUGUUUUUUGUGGAGAGUAGUACUAGAUGGUAUACCAACACGGGAAGCCUUAGCCACAAGGCGCGUCCCGAUAUCAUCCAUCAGAUGCGUUAUGUGCAGCAGGUCAGUCGAGUCGGCAGAUCAUCUACUCAUCUCGUGCGAGUUCGCUCAUCAGGUUUGGGUAGCUAUUUCGCAAUGGAUAAAAGUUCCUAUGCCGAGGUACAUGCUUAGCGUUAUUGAGACACUUGAAUACCUUGAUAAUCUGCAACAAACGAAUCAAAUGAAAAGGGCGGCGUAUCUUAUUGUGGCUACAGCCUGCUGGUCUAUUUGGCUAGCACGAAACCAGCUAAUAUUCAAAGGAACAGUUCCGCAACUGUCAAAAAUAGUAGGCGAAAUAAAGGCCCUAUCAUUUUUGUGGAUUAACUCAAGGGUGGAAUCAAUUAAGCUGGACUGGAAGGAAUGGAAAGAGUUCAAAGUGGCUUGGGCAUCUAGAUUGUAA
Helianthus annuus (common sunflower) is the source of this 630-nucleotide messenger RNA. RefSeq lists its product as uncharacterized. The record is from RefSeq and is a predicted model, not a curated record. The coding region runs from base 1 to 630 and encodes 209 amino acids. NCBI's taxonomy places the organism in Eukaryota, Viridiplantae, Streptophyta, Magnoliopsida, Asterales, Asteraceae. The transcript has a single exon.